AUGAAUUCUUCAACAGUAUGUUCCUUGUGCCUCACUCUUUGCUUGAUCCUCAUUUUUCAUUCUCCUUUGCCAACAAAGGCCAGAUCUGAUGUUCAUCACAAGCUGCUUGGUGUUGGUCCUGACCUGAUUGACCAAGUUUGCAAUGAAACCAUAGAAGACAACAUCUUAUGCAUGAAAAUCCUGAAAGGAGAUCCUGAAAUCGUCCUCGCCAAAAACUUUGUUGAACUUGCAGAGGCAAUCCUGAAAUUGGGGUUGAAGAAGGGAAUUGAAGGACAAAACUUUCUUAAGGGGUUAGUGGAGGGAAAACAUGAUCCAGGCAUUGAAGAAUGUGCAACCUCUGACUACGAUGGGGUGAUUAAUUCGUUCAGGAGUGCCCUUGGUGAGAUGAAAAAUGAUCUUCUUGCUGCUAACUAUAGUGCCAGAAUUGCCGGUGAUGGAGCUGACAACUGCAACACCACCUUGGUUGCUGAACGUAUACAAAACCCUGCGAUUUCUGAUCUUAACCACCAAGUAUCGAUGCUUAGCUUUAUUGCAUUUUGUGCCUUGGAUAAAAUACAUUAA
Sphenostylis stenocarpa is the source of this 561-nucleotide messenger RNA. The record is from the annotation of a GenBank genome assembly. NCBI's taxonomy places the organism in Eukaryota, Viridiplantae, Streptophyta, Magnoliopsida, Fabales, Fabaceae.